This is a messenger RNA of Penicillium riverlandense, 1680 nucleotides long. RefSeq names its product MDR family MFS transporter. The coding region runs from base 1 to 1680 and encodes 559 amino acids. The record is from RefSeq and is a predicted model, not a curated record. Gene Ontology annotation, molecular function: transmembrane transporter activity. Gene Ontology annotation, biological process: transmembrane transport. The transcript is spliced from 5 exons. Lineage: Eukaryota; Fungi; Ascomycota; Eurotiomycetes; Eurotiales; Aspergillaceae.
AUGGUCUCGAAGACGUCGACAGAUGCGUUUGGGAUGGAGCUACAGCAUGCCGGUGAAUUUGAUGAGGCUGGUCAACCGUUCACUUGCUCGCAGGAACAUACUAGGACUGGUGCAGAAUCCGGAUCUGCGGCCUCACAAGCCGACAAGAAGCCGGAAAACAUACACGGCCCCAAGGGGAUCAGAUUCGCGCUUUUGUUUACAUGCAUCCUUCUUGGAAGUUUCUUCAUUGGUUAUGAUACCAGCUGUAUCGCGACAUUGACCCCAGUCAUCACCGAUCAGUUUCACGCUCUCAAUGACGUUGGGUGGUAUCAAAUAGCAUACUUGCUCGCACAAUCUGCAACAAUGUUGAUUUAUGGACAACUGUACUCUUUUUAUUCGAUGAAAACACUCUACAUGGUGUCAUUGUUUGUCUUCGUUAUUGGCUCAGUACUAUCUGCCACAGCUCCAACGUCCCCAGCAUUCAUCGUUGGGCGCGCACUGAGUGGACUGGGAGCAGCGGGCAUAUUAGCGGGAAUGAACAUUAUUGUCGCACAUACAACCUCACUCAAGCACCGGCCUAUCUAUUCUGCAAUCGCCGGCGGCGUAGAAUGUAUUGCCCUGGCCUUUGGUCCUUUCAUCAGUGGAAGCAUAGCCCAUUACUCGACGUGGAGGGUCAGCUUCUAUAUCAUCAUCCCGAUUGGCGUUGCCAUUAUUGUAAUGGUCUUCUUUAGCAUCGGUCACAUUCGUCUACCCGAAAAUUCACAUCUCAGCUGCAAGGAGAGACUGAAGCGCAUCGACUGGGCAGGCUUCACCAUAAACGUACCGAUGACUCUAUGCUUGGUACUGGCUUUGGAGCGGGCUGGAACGGCAUACUCAUGGGCCAAUUGGCGAAUCAUCCUCCUGCUCGCAGUGGCUGCGGUGCUCCUUGCUAUAUUCCUGAUCGUGGAGUACAGGGCUGGUGACGACAGCAUGGUCCCACUGAAGAUGCUGCGUCAGCGGUCUGUCGCCUUUGCUAGCCUCAUCACCUUUUGCAAUUUUGCGCACCUUUCGGUGAUUGCGUACUACUUACCAUUUUACUUCCAAGCAGUGCGCGGCGCAAGCACACUUGGAUCUGGUCUCAUGUACCUACCCUUGGCCGUGACAUUGGCGAUUGCCGCACUAGUCGGCGGUCCUUUGACGACUUAUAUAGGCUACUACAAUCCGGUUUUGAUGCUCGGGGGCGUUCUCAUGGCUGUUGGAAGCGGGCUCAUAACUACACUCCAGCCUGAUACCGGUUCUGGAAAGUGGAUCUCUUAUCAGAUCCUCUACGGGAUCGGCAUCGGUCUAGCUUUCCAACCGCCCUACAUCGCCGUCCAGACCGUACUUCAAGACUCCAUGGUGCCCACGGCACUGGUUAUGUUGAGCUUCGCACAGCAAUUCGGGGGUAUCGUCAUCCUAUCCAUUGCGCAAAAUGUGUUCCGUGACCGACUGGCCUACAACAUGGCCACACGAGUACCGGGAUUUGACCCCAAAAAGACCCUGGGUAGUGGUGCGCUAGGCCUCAUUAAUGCGGUCCCAGCAAAAUUUCGAGAUCAGGCCCUAGUUGCCUAUAAUGGGGCUCUUGUCGACGUUUUCUAUAUUGCAUUAGGUCUUACAUGUCUGGCAGUAGUCAGUACACUCGGUAUCGAAUGGAAGUCUGUCAAAAAAGGGAAGAAAAGAUAG